This is a messenger RNA of Coturnix japonica (Japanese quail), 777 nucleotides long. RefSeq lists its product as uncharacterized. Lineage: Eukaryota; Metazoa; Chordata; Aves; Galliformes; Phasianidae. The record is from RefSeq and is a predicted model, not a curated record.
CUGGGCACUUUGCUGGUGGAGGACGGAGAAAUUCCUGCACCUCGUUUUUCCUGGCAACCCACCCACCCAAAAUACCAGCUGCCAGGUAGAGGAAGCAAAAGUGAAGCAAACAGCAUUGUUUGGAGCUGCGGCACUGGGUCAGAACGACACAGGGGAUUGCUGAGCGGUGAAUGUCACCAGGAUAUAAUUAACUCCUGCCUGCUCCCUCCCUCCUCAGGAUGCCAUCCCGCCUGCCAGCAUCAUGCAGAAGCUUCUGCACAGUCUCACGCUCAGCCCUGCUGCUACCCAGCAGGACCAAAGUGAUGGGGAACCUUUGUGUCGUGUUCAUCUUCAUCUCCCUGCUCGCUCACGGAAGCACUCAAGGCCCAGACAGCUGUAACCACGACAGGGGCUUGUGCCGAAUGGGGAAAUGCAUCUUUGGGGAAUACCUGGCUAAGUACUGCUUUAAACCCAUCAUUCUCUGCUGUAAACCUUUAUCACUGACACCCACCAAGACCUGAAGGUGCCCGAAAUGCAGUGGAUGGAGAGCAGCAGCUCCACUAGCAAGGACCAUGUUGGGAGGACAUGCAAUUCCUUUCUAUGGGGGAACUGCUCCAGCUCUCAUUGGCUGUGGAUUCACUUGUGGACCUUUUCCUUUCACUGUGACUUUUUAAAGCAGAGCCACACAGACUAUAUAUUGUCCCAUUUGGCAUCCAGCUGCUACCUGUCAUGCAUAGGUGAGAAACUGCCUUUCUCCUUACCCAGAAACAAUAAACCUGAGGUUUAACAGAACAGCAA